UACAGACGAAGGGCUCGGAUAUUUUCUUUAGUGUACCCCGUCUCCCCGCGCGAGACGACUCACGGCUAUUCAUAACGGCUGUAGAUAAACAACACACAAUGCAUGACCCUGUGGGAAUAUACAAACGAUCAUAAAGCGUUCAGAAGAGAUCUAUUUACCUUCUAAUAUAGAUGACGUAUUGAGCUGCGCGAGAGCUGAGAAAUCCGCCAUAUUAUGUGACAGUCUUCUGUGACAGCGGGAACGUUAUAGGUGAUAAAUGAAUUCGCUUGAAAAGGAUUGUGACACGGAAUAGUGACAGUGCCGAUCGCCAUUUUUCUGAGUAGACAACCUAGGAAAGUGUACUGUGGAAUAGGACAGUUGGAUUUAUCUCCGUGGAGAGCGCCAUGGGUUUCGCUAACGCUUCAGGGUGGGCCAAACUGGCCCUGUUUGUUCUGAUCCUGGGGGCAGUGCUGGACAUCGCGGGGUAUGCUACCACAAGCUGGGUGGUGUACCAGUCCAGUGAUGGGGCGACUAAAGUCAAUCUCGGCCUGUGGACUAUCACCGCGUGUCAGUCUUCUGUCUGUCAAACAGCCUCCGUGACGGACGCCUAUGUGAACACGUUAUUCAACGUGAUGCGGAUAAUGGAGACUAUCGGCCUCAUCAUCGCCGUUUUCCUAGUCUUCUUCGUCGGCGUCUACGUGUUCAUCGACUCCAUGAAGACGUCUACAAUCGUGAGGACGGCCAUGGUCCUCUGCUUCCUGGCAGGUAUAAUAAUCUUCAUCGGGAUGUGCCUGUGCCUCGCCUAUGUACCCUUCCCGUACGUUGUCUCCUUCUCCAUGGGCCUCACCGUCCUCGGCUACCUCCUCAUCCUCAUCGCGGGCGCCCUGCUCAUCCCCGACUCCUGUGAACCCAGGGACUACGACUGAAAGGGCAGCGCGAUCGUGCCGUGACCAGUGGACGUCUCUGGAUAUUUGUACAGUGCUAUAUAUUACCCGACAACUGCACCAGUGCUUUAGAAACAUUGAUGGAUUUGAGAAUGUGUCGGGAGUGUCGUACGAAUCAGCUCCGAGUGUUACGGUGUAUAUUAAGACUAUUCGGCGUUAUCCGCACUUGCAAUGGCAAUGUGCAUUUGCAUAGCGAACUUCGGAUAUAAUGAACUGAAGGAAAGGGAUCCUGCGAUUUCGUCUCGAAUUCGAAUUAAAAACACGUUUAUAUUUCUUGACCUUGACAUAAGUACGUGGAGUACGCUUAACGUACAUCUUGCUCCGUGUUGUGUCAUUGAGCCAGAGUGGAUGUUUGUUCCUUUGCCACCAUGUGGUCACUACUGGGGUGGUGGCCCAGUUUGCAGAGUUGCGUCCCUUGGGUAUGCCAGAAACCUAUGAUCCUGGGAUCGAAUCACGGUUUUCCCCGAUUAUAUUUAUAUGUUUGUCAGCACCAUACAGGUGUCCCUUGUCUAAACUGUGCAUCACUGGCUUUUCUCCGACAUCAAGUUGACGCGCCGGGAUAUAACUGAAAUAUGUUCUAAUCGGCCUUAAACCCACUCACUCACUCACUCACUCACUCAUCACAUGUAUGUAACUUAGUGAGCACGGUGGACUGAGUAAAUCAGGAUGACUUAGUAAGUACUACCCUAGACCACUGUUAAGGCAGCUGUUUUUGUUCGGGAACACGGGCGUGAGCCUUUCUAAUCUUAAAUUGAUGUCAAAAACCACAACAUAUAGGCAUGUUUUAUAAUAGGAUAAUGUAAAUAUUUUCGAGCCGACAAUUCUUGACGGACAUAGAUGUUGUCACUCGGCACAUCCCAACUGUCACGUGUUCAUAUCACGUGAAUCUUAUGUAACGGAAUAAGCCGAGUGGAUUGAAGUAGGACGUCUUCACAUGACACGGGCUAUGAUGUCACAUGACACGGGCUAUGAUGUCACGUGACACGGAAAAUGAUGUCAUAUUUUCAUGAAAGUGUGGAAAUUGAAAAAUUGUGGUAAUUAAUGAGUUGAACGGCAUUACCAAUCAACAGUGAAACCCUAGCUCGGACGGACAAACAAUGUCGGUACACAAGCUUCUCAGGACGUUCCGCCAUUGUUUCUCAAUCUGUUAAACAAGGCUUCCGGGACACCGUGGAGAAGACUACUGGAAUCCUCCUUCUGAAGAAACGUUCUCUCCGUUGAAUAGUACCGUGGUAAUACUAUUAAUUGAAUUUAACUUUCAUCUCGUUGUUGAUUUCCUCAGUACAUCUGAUACGUGUAGAAGUGUUUAUUUAUUUAUUAUUAAUAUGCGAUGUGUAUAAUCAAUUACUGAAAUAUGUUCGCACAUGUAGUGUAGAAUCUAGAUGUGAUGCGUGUUACAUAACCCACAUGUGCCAGACGCACUCUCUUGUCAAAGCCAAUGUGAUAUGUUGGAACGUACUUGUACAAGUAUUGAAUCAAUGUUUGCGCAGAGCAUACACAGGUACUUGACGGUAGGGAGGACACGACGUCAAAUCCUCUAGCCCACGGACCCAUAAAACAGGGUAACGGUGUGUCCCUAUAUAUCUGAGAGUUUGCACAACGGUCCGACUCGACUGUAUUGAGGAUAUGGACAACCCCUCAAAAAGGAGGGCGUAUAAAAUAUAGGUGCUGCUCACCCUGCUGUGUUUAAUACCGCCGAUACAUUAUCAGGGCGGUACUGCACUCAACUUGUUCAAAUGUCGAACUCUCAUUGGAUAAGGCUUUAUAUUAAAGGUAGCCAGCAACCGAUGCCCAAAAGCUGGAAGACCUAUGAAAUCAACAUGUAACCUAAUACGUCACACUGGUAUUCCCUCCUGUACGUGACACCAGUAUUGUCACUACCAGUUAUGACAUGUUUAGAAAGUCAAAUAGCAUGAUGAUGUAAGUCACGUUUGGGGAGAGAGCUGCGAUUGGGAUGAGCGGCCGAUGUCUACCUUUAAGCUGUGCUUUGAUUCUAUGUGGUAGCACGUUGUGUGUGGGCGGAGACUAUGCGUAUUAUCUAUCAUAUUAGCUGUGCUAUGCAGAGUAACGCUGUUCCUGGUUCCUGGAAACAAGCCGACAUUACAGUUUAUGUAGAUAUGUGAUAUAAUGGGGCAUUCUAGGGUAUAUGAUCUCGGACAUGCGACAGUGUCACUGACUUACCAUGAAUCCAUCUCCGAUGAUACUUAAAGGGCAAGUAGAGUCAACAUAGCAACUAUGCAGAUUCUAAUACUUUAGGGCAUACGUAAUCACAAAUGCUUGACCAAACUUUAAUUUGAAAAACGGAAAAAGCGAAAAACAGACCAUACAUCGUCCUCCAAACGAAAAAUUCCGCCACUGAGGGGAUUCUCCUUUAUAGGGUCAAAACGGGAUCCUGGUGUUUGACGCGCUGUCUAGGAUUUUUUAAUACACAAUGUCUUUGUUCUGUCUGUUCAUCCAUUAGGUUUCCGUGUCCACAAUUUAAUUCCUUCAGUUGUUUACUCAGGGGAUUAAUCGCUGAAUUUAUUGUCUGGUAUUGGGCCGAGGCCAGCUGGUGUUUCAUUACCCACACAGAAUGUUAGUAAUUUCGGAAUAUUGAUUUUCUCAAGAAAAUCGCGAUUAUUCUUUUCACUUUACUUGCCCUUUAAAUGCUCUUUUCAUAAACAACACUGUGAUAUAUUUUAUGUACAUUGUGAUGUUCAAUUGUUAGCUUAGGAAUGACGUUGUUGUUGAUGUUUUUGUUAGUUCAUUAUGUGUUCAUUAUAUGCACAACAUUCUAUUCAUCGCCUGUACUUCCCGGUCUUGUACACACUACGUUCCGCCGUACUGUAGACAGACACACGAUUUCCCUCGGUAUUUUAUUUAUGAUAACUCUGUUAUCAUCAAGACUUUCAGUAUUAAAUGUAUUUUUUCAUAA
Haliotis rufescens (red abalone) is the source of this 3837-nucleotide messenger RNA. RefSeq lists its product as uncharacterized. The record is from RefSeq and is a predicted model, not a curated record. The transcript is spliced from 3 exons. The coding region runs from base 384 to 905 and encodes 173 amino acids. NCBI's taxonomy places the organism in Eukaryota, Metazoa, Mollusca, Gastropoda, Lepetellida, Haliotidae.